AUGCUGCAGGGCUACCUGGGCGAGUACACGGCGCCGCUGAUCCACGGGCUGAUCCACGUCGCCGUGCGCCUCUGCAGGGACGCCUGGCUGCAGCGGCGCGCCCAGGCUGCCCCCGAGGAGCGGGGCGAGCGGGGUGACACCUCGGUGCUGGCGGGGCUGUACGGCCCGGCGGAGGCCAAGGUCAGCAAGGAGCUGCCGGACCGGGCGGCGCUGGAGGUGCUGCUGCGCCCCAAGGUGGGGCUGCCAGGCGUGCUGGAGCGCAGCAGGGAGCAGCUGCUGCGGCAGACGUGCGAGGCCGUGGUGCUGGGGGUGCUGCACCCGCGCACCGCCAUCUCCCUGGUGCUGCAGGUGCUCAGCGACGCUGGCUCUCUGCUGUCCUGCUGCCUGAACGCCGCCUGCAUGGCGCUGCUGGAUGCGGGGCUGCCCCUCGCCGCCCUCUUCUGCGGGGUCACCUGCGCCCUGCAGCCCGACGGCACCAUCCUGCUGGACCCCACAGCCCGCCAGGAGCAGGAGGCCCGCGCCAUCCUCACCUUCGCCAUCGCCAGCAGCGACAGGAAGGUGCUGAUGGCCACCACCAAGGGCAGCUGCUCGGUGGAGGAGAUGCAGCAGUGCCUGGCCGCAGCCCAGCGCGCUGCCGACACCAUCUUCCAGUUCUACCGCGACUCCGUGCGCCGCCGCUACUCCAAGUGCUGAGCUGGGCUCCCCCCGCGGGCAGCUGGACUGCCCUGCACCCCCUGCGCUCAGUAAAGGGCUGUUCUCCCCUCC
Messenger RNA from Ficedula albicollis (Collared flycatcher), 765 nucleotides. RefSeq names its product exosome complex component RRP46-like. NCBI's taxonomy places the organism in Eukaryota, Metazoa, Chordata, Aves, Passeriformes, Muscicapidae. The transcript has 6 exons. Gene Ontology annotation, cellular component: nucleolus; cytoplasmic exosome (RNase complex); nuclear exosome (RNase complex). Gene Ontology annotation, biological process: U4 snRNA 3'-end processing; rRNA catabolic process; poly(A)-dependent snoRNA 3'-end processing. The coding region runs from base 1 to 693 and encodes 230 amino acids. The record is from RefSeq and is a predicted model, not a curated record.